AUGUCUGCCCACGAUCCUGCUACCACGUCCAAUCAGCCCGCCGAGCUGACCUAUCGCUCGCUCCCUAUUUUGAUCGGCUAUCUUGUCUUGUGCGCAGGUCUGGCGCUGAAUGCGUGCAGGGUCAUCUAUUCACGCUACCAAGAGCGCCAGAAGAGCAAUGACUGGGGUAGUCCACACCGGCGGGGGCACUUCUUCGUAUUCGCCGUGCUCGCACCCCUGUGUCUCGGAGUGACGUGGUUCCACAUGAUCGCGUUCUUCGUCCACUCUUACCGCAAUUGGGAACAAACCCGGUACCUGGUCGAGUAUACGGGUGUGGAGCUACCAUCUCUCGUCAAGCUGGAACUGUGGCUGCAAAAGACGAAGCUCUUUGAAGAGGCUUGGGCGACCGUGGUCGAAACAUCGCCUCGCCUGUGGUGGAGCGGGCAGAUCUUCUGGUGGUGCACCGGAUGGAGCGUUCUCCUUGGAGUUCUUGCUCGGAGGUAUCGUAUUCCUCAUAUCUGGACCUAUAUGCUUCUAGGCCAGCUGGUGGCUAUCUCUUUCGCUGCCAUCUUAGUGUUUGCUACUGUUUUGGUGUCUCAGCCCUCGUGGUCCAAACAGAGCAAGGGGAAGAAAAGCAAUGAGGAUGAUGGCCAGGCAUUAUUUGCUUGGUGCCCACCUGUCUACGCAGAGGUUUUGCCGGUCGCGAUCUCACUUCUUGGCGCAGUGUUUGUACCAUCUGUUGUGCAUUCAAAACAUUUCAUGCCGAUCCUCCUGAUUCCUCAUUUACUGCUUUUUAUCCCUGCGACGCUGCACCCGAGCCGCUCCUCAGGCAACACCAAACCUCAAGUCCAGGGACAAGUCGAAGCAGACCGAACCACUCGGAGAUACAUCGUUUUCUUCCAGUGGAUCAUCGCGGCUUGCAUUGUUCUACAUGCUCAAUGGACGUAUGUGAUGCUGCAAGACAGCGGUGCGGGCUUCCAGGCCAUAUCUUAUAUCUCUGUGGCUCGAGACUUACCGGGUGUGAUCUAUGAACAUCCCGCACAAAGCAGUGUUAGCUGGGAUGUCAUCUUCUGUACCAUAACUUCUCUUGCGUGGACUUUAGUUCAUGGGGGUAGCCCGUCUCGAAUGCUUGGUGGACAGUGA
Molecule: messenger RNA, 1122 nt
Organism: Penicillium macrosclerotiorum
Lineage: Eukaryota; Fungi; Ascomycota; Eurotiomycetes; Eurotiales; Aspergillaceae
Exons: 2
Coding region: 1-1122 (373 amino acids)
Source: RefSeq, a predicted model, not a curated record